CCUCGCGGCUGACUUCACUCACGUUGUUGUACUGCCUUCAAGUCGAUUACGACUUAUGGCAACCCUAUAUGAAUAGGGUUUUCAUGAUCUGGUGAUUCUGCCCGGUUCUGAGUGCAGUUUUCAUCUGUUGAAGGAGCAGCCACUUAAUCACACGUGUCUGAGACAGAAAAAGAGGUGAGAGUGGCCUUGGCCUGUUCUCAGCAGGAAUAAAGCAACUUGCCGGGAAUGUCAAGCCAAACACCGCAAGGAGGGGAGGGGAUGGACCUGUAUGACAAAGAGGAGCUAAACAGAAAGAUUAAAGAGCAGAAAGUUGUAGUUGAUGAAGUUUCCAACUUGAAGAAGAACCGGAAGGUUUAUAAGCAGCAGCCCAACAGCAACAUAUUCUUUUUAGCAGACCGAACCCAAACACUGUCUGAAUGCAAAAACACAUUAGAUGAAUUGAAGAAGGCACAUCAGGAAAUGGAAAAUUUAGAGAAGACCAAAAUAAAGAAAUAGCUAACCCAUCAAAGACA
Messenger RNA from Rhineura floridana, 512 nucleotides. RefSeq names its product ASNSD1 upstream open reading frame (gene ASDURF). The transcript is spliced from 5 exons. The coding region runs from base 226 to 495 and encodes 89 amino acids. Lineage: Eukaryota; Metazoa; Chordata; Lepidosauria; Squamata; Rhineuridae. The record is from RefSeq and is a predicted model, not a curated record.